Molecule: messenger RNA, 654 nt
Organism: Perca flavescens (yellow perch)
Lineage: Eukaryota; Metazoa; Chordata; Actinopteri; Perciformes; Percidae
Product: syntaxin-11
Exons: 1
Biological process (GO): exocytosis; intracellular protein transport; synaptic vesicle fusion to presynaptic active zone membrane
Cellular component (GO): plasma membrane; synaptic vesicle; presynaptic active zone membrane
Molecular function (GO): SNAP receptor activity; SNARE binding
Source: RefSeq, a predicted model, not a curated record
UACCAGGCCUUAAACAAGAUCUCACACCCCGCUGAGACAGAGCGGGACUCCAAUGCAAUCGGCGUGGAUAUUAAACGUAGAGGAGAAGCUGUGCUGCAGCGGCUGCACAUGAUGAGUGCUCUCAGAGCGGAACUGAAGGCCCGGCGCGGCAGCUCUGACCCCGCAGAACGCAUCGCUCAAACACAGCACCGGUGUCUCAGCAAUGCUCUGCGGGAGGUGAUGCUCAGCUACAAUGACACAGAGAUGAGCCACAGGGAGGCUUGUAAACAGCAGAUCCAGAGACAGAUGGAGGUGGUGGGCAGGGAGGUCGGCGAGGAGGACCUGGAGGAGAUGAUGGAGAGCGGGGAGUUGAAUGUGUUCAGCACCCAGGUGGAGGGCAAAACGGCUCGCUCGGCUUUCCUGCAGAACGAGAGCCGACAGAAGGAGAUGCUGGAGCUGGAGAAGAGGAUAGAGGGGAUCCAGGAGCUGUUUCUGGAUGUGGCUGUGCUCACAGAGGAGCAGGGGGGAGCUGUUGAAAACAUCCAGAAAAGUGUCCAAAAUACUGAAGUGAUCAUUCAGGAUGCCGUGGUCCAGCUGGAUAGAGCCACUACACUUGAUAAGAGCAACCCCUUCAAGAAGCUGUUUUGUUGCUGCUGUCCAUGUUUUAACACUUAG